Molecule: messenger RNA, 1273 nt
Organism: Yamadazyma tenuis ATCC 10573
Lineage: Eukaryota; Fungi; Ascomycota; Pichiomycetes; Serinales; Debaryomycetaceae
Gene: HIS5
Product: histidinol-phosphate transaminase
Biological process (GO): L-histidine biosynthetic process
Molecular function (GO): L-histidinol-phosphate:2-oxoglutarate transaminase activity; pyridoxal phosphate binding
Source: RefSeq, a predicted model, not a curated record
UCUUAUCGCGACUGAGUCAUAAUCACCAUGGUAGACUUAGACAAGCUCAUUAGACCCAAUAUCUUGACGUUGGAACCCUACAGAUGUGCAAGAGAUGACUACAAGGUCGGAGUACUCCUUGAUGCCAACGAAAACACCCACGGCCCCGCGUUGACAGAGGUGUCGGAGCUUGAAGAUUCACUUGAGCUCAAUCGGUACCCAGAUCCUCACCAACACGAAUUGAAGAAGAACAUCGUGGACUUCCGAAACUCUCAGCCCAACGUCCACUUGAACCAGUCCUCGCCGAGGUUGGGGGUGGAAAAUCUCUGUCUCGGAGUCGGUUCUGAUGAGAGUAUCGAUAUGCUCUUGCGAUGCGUUUGCACUCCAGGACAAGAUAAGUUACUCACAUGUCCACCAACUUAUGGAAUGUAUUCCAUUUGUGCAGUGAUGAACGAUGUGCCAGUGGUCAAGGUUCCCCUAACUUUCCCGGAGUUCCAGCUCGAUGUCGAUGCAGUGGCGAGGACAGUGGAGUCUGAUCCACAAAUCAAGUUGGUAUACUUGACGUCUCCAGGAAAUCCUACAGGAAAGUUGAUUAAAGUCGAUUUGGUUCUUGACCUUUUACGCCGUUUGGCCAACCAGAACGCCUUGGUGAUUGUGGAUGAGGCCUAUGUCGACUUCACGCUUGGUGAAGACGACGAACACAGCCAGUCGAUGUCUACGUUGGUCAACCAAUACGACAAUUUGGUGGUGUUCCAGACGUUAUCGAAAUCGUUCGGUUUAGCAGGUAUUCGGUUGGGAAUCACCUACUGUUCCAAACAAUUGUCAUACUUCUUGAACGCAAUGAAGUAUCCCUAUAACAUCUCGAGUUUGACGUCGUCGGUUGCGCUUAGAGCCACAAGCACGGGCUUAAAGGUUAUGCGCAAGUAUGUUGAUAAAAUCAAGAAGGAAAGAGCACAGUUAAUUGAAAACUUGCUGAACAUCGAGGGAGUAGGUAGAAAUAUUGGAGGGUUAGACUCCAACUUCUUUUUGCUUGAGAUCCUCGACAAGAAUGGUGUGCCCUCCAAUGAAUUAGCUCAUGAGUUAUACACGAAGCUCGCUUCUAUUGAUCAAGUGGUGGUGAGAUUCCGAGGAAAAGAGUUGAACUGUACAGGAGCGUUGCGGAUUUCGGUGGGUACUGCUGCCGAAAACACCGUGUUGGUUAGUAAGUUUGCUUCUGCCCUUAAAGAGUUGCGGUAACAAAUGCAGUAGUAUUUAAUAUAUAUAGACUUAAGCUUAAACCUCACUUUUCGCGACC